This is a messenger RNA of Coregonus sp. 'balchen', 4162 nucleotides long. The record is from the annotation of a GenBank genome assembly. NCBI's taxonomy places the organism in Eukaryota, Metazoa, Chordata, Actinopteri, Salmoniformes, Salmonidae.
UUUCAGUGGGACAGGUGUCUUUUACCAAGCGAUGCCAGCUGUGGGAACCGAUGGAAGAAAUGUUAUGAAACUGAUCCCUGUUCAAAAGGUCAACGGACAGUUUGUUCGAUCACCAAUGGGCACUAUAAAGGACAUCGCUGAACCUAAACGAGACCAUACCUCGAACGCUCCAUCAAUUUCGAAGAGUAACAUAUCUAUUUCGGCACCCACAGCUAAAGAACAAUUUGUGAAUAAAAGGCCAUUUUACAUGAGUACCUCUCCAAAUCCAGCCAAUCUAACAGGAAUAUAUCCUUCAGUGCGCAUCCAGACUCCUAUAGUAACAACAAAAGUUGCCCAAAGUGCAGGAGCCUUGACAUCACCUGAGCUUACCUGUGGGAAGACAGUUGGCCUAACACUUAUAAAUAAGAAAAAGCUGCCAGUCACUGUGAAAUCCCCAGCGCUUCCAAAUGGUCAAUACCUUCAAAUUCCCACUAAUGCACAAGUCAAAACCCUCCCAGCAUCCGCACUCCCCCCAGCCAUAAAGAGACAGAUAUUUACUUCAUCAACGACCUGUGCCUCAAAUUCGCCAAUGGUUCUUUAUGUGUCCCCUGUCCAAACCAUGAAGCAUAAUUCUGUACCAGCAUCUCCGAAGUCAGUCCCCUCACUCAGCCGACUUCCAAGGUCAUCUGGCCAAACACUUUCUACAUCCUCUUCAACAGGCUCAACACAGUGUUCUACUACUGCCAAGGAUGGCAAAAGACCGGUCACUCCUAUUAAGUGGGUGAUUGAGGAGGCGGAUGGCUUACCUGCACCAUGCCUUGUUCCUGUGAAUUCCUCUUCUAUGACCUCAGAUAUCCUGAAAACUCUGGCAGAGAUGGAAAAAGCCACCAAAAUGUGUGAAAACACAGCUAAAAAGUCUUCACCUUCCCAAGAGAGUCAGACAAAAAUUGGACAAGAGAAGGACAAUGCCUUAGUGAUGUACAAUGGGAAGGUGUAUUAUGUGGCCAACAAAACCCCUGAGCUUUGUAACCGACCAUCAAAACCCUUGGAGGCCAGAAGGAGCAUGGGUACCUCCUCCACACAGGCAACGGAAAGUGUUGGAUUCAAUCAGAGAAUCAGCUUACCGCCCUCCCUACCCUCGUGCUCCUCAUUUGGAUCACAAUUGUCAAAUAAAACCAGACCAGACCCAAAAUACAUUGUCAUACCAGAUGAAAUCAUUGACCUCUGUGACGAUGAUUCCCAGGAUGACCUCACGUGCCAGGCAAUAUCAACAAGGGAUGUAACCAGGCAACUUUUCAGACAGUCUGAAGUUGAUGAGGACAAAGACUCCAAUGUAAUAUUUGUCUCAUACCUUCCACCCAAAGCGGUGCCUAAAGUAGGUGAAGGAGACAAAGAAAUGGCUCAUAUGCUGGAUGACUUGGAAGCUGAACAAGAAAUGGUACGUAGUCAAGAUAAUUUGAAAGGCCAGGUAGUGGAUAGUCAGAACAAAGUAUCUGGCCUGUCAAUAAAAAGGUGUCAGAACGUUGGUACUACCCAAGACAUGGCAGGCUGUCAAGGUAUUGCAACAGGCCAAGAGUUGAACUCCCGUCAGCAAAACAUCACUGGUCAGGUCUGGAAAAGACCGCACAUGGAAGGAUUUCAUGGCAGUGCAACUGGACUCAGAAUUGAGAACAUUCAGAGUGGUGCGACCAGCCAGGAAAUGGGAAGCAGUCAGCCCAGUGCCUUCACCCAAGAAAUUGGGAACAUCCAGGAUGAUGCCACUGACCAGGGCAUUGGAAAUAGUCAGCAGAAUGCCUCCACUCAAGAAAUAGAGAACAUUCCUGGAAGCAUCGCUCUCCAAACAGAAAUGGAGACACACAAAGAAAACGUAAGACAACCCACUACUCAGAUUACUACAUGAUCAGUAGGAUAGCUAAUAAGGUAAACUAAUAAGGUAAACUUUUAAUCUUGAUCAAUUUCAGAGUUCAUCAGAUCCCAUUCCUGAGCAGCGGGCUUCCAUGUUGGACCAGGAAUCCCUGGAAACUUGUGAUCGCCUGCUGAAACAGAUGUUUGGGAUCACAUCUGAUGUGAAGAUAUGUUUGAAGAGGAUAGAUUCUAAACCCAAGGCUAACCCUAUGGUGUUUCCUCAGAUUGGUACCACAAACAAACAUACCAUAGAGGCUAUUCGCAAAUUGUUACAGGGAUCAAUAUUUGUGACAAAAAAGAGGGUACACAAUGAAACACAGGUAACUGAUGAUUUUCAACUUUUCUAAAGCUUUCUAAUGGAUUUUGAACUGUAUAUUGAUAUUGCCUAUUAGAUUGUCAAAGUUGAGUUUGGAGACAGAAAGUCCACAUUGUUUUACCAUUCAUUAGAACAGCAUUUUCCAAGAUGCUAUUACUGUAUUUCCCACUCUGAAAUUAAACACCUUGUUUUCUCACAGGUCUCUGCCACAAGGAACAAUGAUAGUUGCCCAAAAGAUGCUAAAAGACAGAAAAUAGAAAAAGUUGAAAAUGCAUCUGAAAGUUCAGAAAAUCCAGAAUCCCUUACCAGUCCAACUCCUCAGCUGAACAUGUUAUCUGAUGGUGAACAGAUAUUUGUUCAUGAGGAACCGACUGUCAAUGAUUUAAUUUCCACCACAGAUGAAACAGGGAUCCCUUCCAAACUUCUGCCAGAUAUUGAUCUGGUACAUAUUUCAAAACGAAGCUCCAACUCACCCGUUCCAUCUGUCUACCCACAAACAAACACUGAAGCUAUGGAUUGCGCUCCUGGGCCCUGCUGUGGUACAGCAAGCAACAUAAAGCCAAACUCUAGAAGUAGAAGAAGGGGAAAAGGGAGAAGAUGCACUGUGUGUCCAUGUGAGGUGACUGGAACACAAGUACAAGUCAAAGCAAUGUGCUCAUCAUCCACUUCACAAGAGGAGCCUGGUUCAUCUAAACCACUAAACACCAAGUCCUCAGGGAACCAUAACAGUGCAAUUGCAAAGUCGGUUAAACAAAAGGGGAGAAAGUCCACAAAGGCUCAAACGAAAGAUAAAGAGCCAGCAUCUAUGGAGAUCCAAUGUCCUUCAACUAUGAGUGAGCAGGGAAGUAGUACAGCUGGAGAGAUCCCAACCAGUUAUCUCUGCUCUACAGCACCCAUGGACCCUGAAGAAAUCAAGCGUCAUGAGAGAAUCAAACGACUGAAAGAUCUCUUGAAGGAGAAGGAAGCUGCUCUUGAGAUGAUUAGAAAGAACGUGGGCUGAGUUGGAGAGGACUGAAUCACUUUCCAAAUUCCACAGUGUAUUUCACAACUUCAGCCUUGUAGAACUCUUGUUUUAAUAAUCAUAUUUAUGUAAUUUAAGUUUUAUUCCCUGCAGGAAAUUCACUUAUUUUCAGUAUUGAAUGUUUAAUUCCAAAAUACAAUAAUUCGGGCAAUGAAAUGUAACUAACUUUCCUGUUUUUCCUAGUGGAUAAGGGUAUUGAGAAAAUAUAUUGAUGCAUUGACUAAGCAUCUUAAGAUGUUUUAGAAAAUAUUUACAUUUUACAGACUAGCAUUUUCCAAUGUUUGUAUUUCUGCCUUUUCAGCUUUUGCACAGUGUUUCUAUAUUUGUUCUGCAAAGAUGGAUCACAAUGCUAUCUUCAAACUGCAUACAGAUACUUGUUGGCUUCCUUAAGAGUAUUUUAUUUUAGAAUGGACUAAUGUAAUAUUUACAUUUGGUUAGUAGGCAUAAGUGUUUUUCUGUCUACAAAUGAAAAUACUGUAACUCAAAACAUUUCAUAAGUCAUGUGUUGUAGGAGUAAUCCAGGACUCCAAAGGGAAUAUUUCAAUUGCAUACUCCUCUCUCAUCUCCUCCAAAACCCAUUGGAUGAAAAAGCCAGAGGUCCCGCCCCUCUGACCUUCUCCUCCGAUAGGUGUUGAGAAGGAGACAAGGGACUUCAUCACCAAGGACAUCAUCCUGACAAUUUACCACACCAUGAUUACAACUCACCUGGACUACUGUGCCACAGUAUGGCUUCCAACCCUACAUCAGUGCAAUAAGACCGGUCUCAACCAGCUACAGCGUAUCAUCAACAGGGCUGUUCGUAUCGACCGGGCAUUCACAGAGGGAACACAAAGACAGAGGUUCUUCUGCAAAAAGAUGGAAUCGAACCACUGAAGGUCAGGAUCCAUUACAACACCCUAGUGACUGUUUUCAAGGCGACACAGCACAAACUGCCUGAAUAC